Ilyonectria robusta is the source of this 1377-nucleotide messenger RNA. RefSeq lists its product as uncharacterized. The record is from RefSeq and is a predicted model, not a curated record. Gene Ontology annotation, molecular function: zinc ion binding; DNA-binding transcription activator activity, RNA polymerase II-specific. NCBI's taxonomy places the organism in Eukaryota, Fungi, Ascomycota, Sordariomycetes, Hypocreales, Nectriaceae. The transcript has 5 exons. Gene Ontology annotation, biological process: regulation of transcription by RNA polymerase II. The coding region runs from base 1 to 1377 and encodes 458 amino acids.
AUGGAUAUCAACCAGCAAUUCUCACCAGGGCUACUGUCUUUCACCGACCAGUCCGACUUUGACUACGGCGCAUUCCUCCAAGGCGACGAGAUCGGCUUUCCGGAGAGUGUCCAGGGCAACGUAACCAAUGCUGGCGGCUUCUCAGACGACUCGGGUAAAGCAACCCCGCCGAGUUCAGAUAACCGGAGCACCUCGAAUGCGAGCACCGAGGUUGUGAGCCGGGUCCCAGCACAGAAGCAGAGGUUGGAAAGAAGAGGCCACACCAAGAGUCGUAGGGGAUGCUACAACUGCAAGAGAAGGCGUAUCAAGUGCCAGGAGACACGUCCAGCUUGCGGCCACUGCGCGAAGACAGGCCUCAAGUGUGAAUAUCCCGCUCUGCCCCAAAUAGUCCACCAGCCGCACCACCAGAUCCCGCUGUUCAGUCUUCAAGACAUGCGCUUCUUUCAGCAUUUCUUGACGCAAUGCUACCCCCACCACCCCCUGAAACAAGAAGAGAUUUGGACGCACGAGAUUCCUUGUAUCGCGCACAACUAUGAGUUCCUUAUGCACGCUCUCCUUGGGUUCUCAGCGUCACAACUGAUCGCGUCCGACCCUAGCGUGACCACGUCAGCUAUGAACCACCGCAUCAAGGCAAUCAAGGCUAUCAAGAAGCGGUUGGCGGAGACGUCCAAGACGACCAUAACAUACGAGGAGGCCAACGCCAUGGUGGCAACCUGCUACGCCUUGACCUUCCAGUCCGUCAGCCUCGAAGACGGGCUUGCCGAGUACAUGACCUUUAUCCGCGGCAUUAUGAUCGUGGGGAUGCAGAUGAUGUUUCGUGGGAUUCAACCAAUCUUUGGAAACAUGAUGGAGCAGGAGCAGGACGCCGUCCUCGAGCCACUUAUGGAGAAUCUACCCCUCAUUCAGAAAACCUGGGCUGACACUGCUUUGGAAGCCGUCACAAACUUAAAGGCGUUGUGCCUCGAACAGAUAGAACUUGAGUAUCAGCAGUCGCUCGUUGAAAUCGUGCAAAAUCUCUACAUCAACUCUUGGGAUGCAUACAAAUCGUACACCAAGCAGUACGGAUGGUGGAUGCUCCUCCCGCACAACUCGUUCCAGGAGCUCAUCAACCCCAACAACCAGGUCAUGCUCUUGCUACACGCGCACUGGAUCUCGCUCAACGAGAUAAUGACAUUCAUCACGCAGCAAGAGCUGCAGGCGCGGGAGAAGCCGCCGACUCCCCGAGAAGGCCAGGCGGAUAUUGAUCCUGGGUUCCAUCGGUGGCUUAGGUAUAUCAAUUCGCACGUGGACUAUGAACACCAAAUGUACAACCAGUGGCCGCUUUGGGUGGAGGAUCGGCAGAACCAGGAUAUCACGUUCUUCGGCAAGACUGGCUAG